UUUAUUCGCGAAAACACAGGCGGCUUUUAGUACCGCGCGCGUUUCCGAGCCGGUCGCUCGCAAAUCUCUUCGAGAAAUGAUAAUAUCGCCAGCGGGAGUGGCGCACACCGGGCGAUAACAAUACAAAGUUUCCGCUCUUAUCGCUUCUGUUCUUUUUCUCUUACUCUACGUUUCUCUCCUCUCUUUCUCUCUCUCUUCCCUCUCUUUUUCUUUUUUUUUUUCUCUUUUUCUCUUUCUCUCUCUCUCUUUCUCUUGCAUCGUUUCUCGAAGCCGCCUCUCGCCCCAACUUCUGUACCGUGUUGCAUUACCGGUUCAAAGGUUUGAAGCGUGCCGCGAAUGCGACUUUGAUCCUGCGCUCUUCGCUUUUUCGCGACGUUCGAUUAGAAGCCACAAGGCGGCUCUCUUCUCCAUUUUGACAGUAACGCCACUAACGCCGGCAAGAUCGCGUGGAACAUACGGAACAGCUGCGCUCUGCGUGUCUAUUUUUGCUGCCGGUUUUUAGAGCGCGUGCGGAUUUGGCGUUUGCUAUACGAGAGCGGGCUUGAAUAAUACGUUUUACGUGUCUCUCUUUUCGUUAUCGCAUACGGAAUUUCUCUGGGACGACGUGGGUGCGGCGCAUCAUGGCGGUGGAAUCGAGGUGGUUGCCGUGUCAGCUGAAAAUCGAAGAGAAUAUCUGCAGCAUCGAUUACGAUGGCGUUAUCCUGGUGUCAGGAAGUGCUCCUGGAUCCGACGAGCCGGAACCCUUCAAAACUGUUCUGUACAACGCGGCGCAAAUCGAUGCCGCACUGGAUACGAUCGGCGCGGUUUUGCCCAUUAAUUUGCCCGCAAAAAGGCUCAUUUACAGUCCAACGGGUCCGCUUAACAUGGAUUAUCACGACGUGCGGAGCCACGCGGAAGCCGCCGUGAAGGGAAUAAAACGGGCAUUAAAGGCCGGCGUAAAAUGUCCUUUAUUGGUGUUACUGUCGGAUGAACGUUUCGAAAACGUUGAGCUGGUCACGCUUCUUGGCGCCUUGGAAGCACUCUACGUGCCCCUGGAGGUGCGGGAGGCACGUCUGGAUCGCUACAGUCAGUACCCGCAUCAACUUGGAGUUUGGAGUCCGAUUUGCAGUAAGAAGCUUCAGGGUAUCGUGAGACUUGCCUCGGCACUCGAGUAUGGCAGAUACGUCGCAAGGGACAUUGGAGGCGCGGACCCGGAAAGAAUGGCACCCCCAAGGGUGGAGGAAUAUCUGGCGCAGCUGUUUUGCGGAUCGAAUAUCACGAUGCAAGUGGUAUCCGAUCAGGACACGCUGCUCCGGGAAUAUCCGUUGUUCGCGAGCGUAAAUCGCGCCGCUUCGGUUAUAUCGCGCCACGCUGGCAGGAUAAUAUUCUUGACCUACGAGCCGCCCACCUCUUGCAUCCUGGAGACGAUCAUGCUUGUGGGUAAGGGCGUCACUUACGACACCGGUGGCGUCGACAUCAAGUGCCAAGGCGUUAUGGCUGGCAUGUCGAGGGACAAAUGCGGCGCGGCCGCCUGCGCCGGAUUCAUGCAGGUGGUAAAUUUGUUGCAACCGCCUACGAUAAAAGUGGUCGUCGCUUUGUGCGUUGUGAGAAACAGCGUAGGCGAGAAUUCUUACGUCUCCGAUGAGGUAAUCACGGCGAAAUCCGGUGCGAGAGUGCGCGUGGGUAACACAGACGCCGAGGGUAGGAUGGCCAUGGCCGACGCUCUCUAUCAUAUCAAAGAAAUGGCUUUGCGUUCCGUGAACCCGCAUCUCUUCACGGUGGCUACGCUAACAGGUCACGCGUUGUUAACUGCAGGUGUAGGAUAUUCCAUUGUGAUGGAUAACGCGGUGGCGCGACUAGCCAGCAACGCGCAAAAACUUCAAGCUUCCGGCGAAGUUAUGGGCGACCCGUUCGAAAUCUCGCAAAUACGCAGAGAGGACUUCGCGACACAUGCGGCACGUGCGGAAGGUGACGAUAUUGUUCAGGCGUUAAAUCAACCUAGCGUCAAAACUCCGCGGGGUCAUCAAGGACCAGCCGCCUUCUUAAUUAAAGCGUCCGGAUUGGACAAGCACGGCACUGAAUCAAAGCAGCCUCUCAAGUAUUCUCAUCUGGAUAUAGCCGGAAGUGCCGGUGAUCUUCCCGAACAACCAACCGGCUCGCCAAUUGUAGCAUUGGCCAAAACGUUUCUUUUUGAUAAAAUAGAUACCAACGAGAUUAAAAAGCUCGAUGCUAAUCUUUAACCAUAUGCAAUAUGGUUAUACAAUAUUACAUAUGGUUAUAUAAUAUUACAUAUUUUUAUUCCUUAUAUGGUUAUAUUACAAUAUUUUCAUUCCAAUAUGUUUUUCAUAAUAUGUGCUUAAGUAAAUCGGUACAUCUACGUAACUUGCGCGAAGAACUUCGGACAUUAACCGAAAGUGCAUGAUUAAUUCUCCGUAAAUCCUUUACUCUCAGAGUUUCCGUAAGCUGUAUCGCUAGGAUUUACCAUCAGCGCAAACAAUUACACAGAGGUAUUUGGUGCAGGGACGUGUACAGAUAUUAGGAUUACGUUGAAUAUAAAAUAUUGGCAGGACAUAGUAAAUAAAACAAUCUUGCAGGCGUGGCUUUCUUGUGAGACAAUAACACACAGAAAGUGUAAUACUUUUUAUAUUAUAAUGUUACUAAUAAUACAAAGCUUCACUUUAUACCGUUUGCCAAAUAUAAAAAAGCGGGGACCAGAAACUCUUUUUCUUUACUUCCGAUCUUUCUUCUUAAUACUGGUAACAGUCCUGAAAUAAAAAAAUAUUACUAUACAUAUCAUUGACGCAGCCGUCUUUCUCGCCACGCACGCAACUCUUUCGUUAUUUUCGAAACUGUUCGCUCAAUUCGUUCUCUACUUUCAUCCGAAUCACUUAUUAGUCACACGUAGAGAGAGGAAGAGAGAGAGAGAGAAAAAAGCGAUUCGCGUAAAAUGGCACAUGCUCCGAAAAUCGAUAUCGCUAUUACAAGAACUCACUGCUAUCUACUCUAGAUGCUUACGAUAUUAAACCGUCGCACACUUCGAUUUAUUGUGUGUCAGAUAUAUAGAUAGGUGCUUCUUAUCUUAUACAUAAAAUAUACAUAAAAACAUCAGCAGCUAUAUAUCGCAUCUAUCACUCGAGAGUUGCGCUCAUUAUUCGCUCGAUUCCCUCCAAUUAAGUGCGAUAAAUCCUUUAUGGGUGAUCGACUUUACGUAGGAACCGCGAGUGAGCGUUAAUGGCAGAUUAAAAACCCUUUCCGUUACAAUGACGUUUAAAGACUCAUUUAUCCGCCUCUUGCUCUUUCGUUUACUCUUUCUCCUCCCUCUUCCCGCCACUUCUUUCCUUCAUUUGUUCUCUCCUCCUUGUCUCUUCUCCUUCUAAAUCUGUCUCAUAUCGAUUACAGCACGGACUCUGUAGUUGUAUCCCCUUGAAGUACACACACAUCGAUUUGUACGGACAUCUACCCCAGCUUUCCUACUGCGGCAGUCCCGUCCUGGCUAUGUCCUACUGCUAUCUAAUUCAGGGAAAGUGCCUCACGCUGCGAAACGACGUUCCUUACGAGAUGCGAUAUGCCUGCGACCUCGACUGCAAACCCGUCUGUAUAUUACCCUGCCCGCCUUGUGAAGUUACUUGCGAUCCUUGCGUAAUGUCACCACCGAUUGCCAAGUGUUCCGCCGGUUCGGACAGAAGAUCCUGCGAGCAACGUCAGACGCAAUUCUGUCCGCCCGCCCAGUCCGUACCGCUGUGCCAAUCUUGUCCACCUAAUUCAGAAGCGAUGUACCAGGGCGCCAUGCGUCAACCGAAUGUCCAAAGAAACGAAUUGAACCCGCGCGCCUGACAAUACGUUAAAUCAUGAGAUAUUCGUGCGAUGUGCGAGAAUUUAUGAGAAUCCAUUUUCUGCGCAACAAAUCUCGCUAUCGAUUUAAAGUACUUUUUACUACUGUUUUGUUCGAUAUAUUUUGUAUAACUGUGUUUUUUUUAUAUACACAUUUGUACAAAUAAAAUAUAUUCUACGUAAACA
Molecule: messenger RNA, 3996 nt
Organism: Pseudomyrmex gracilis
Lineage: Eukaryota; Metazoa; Arthropoda; Insecta; Hymenoptera; Formicidae
Gene: Dip-B
Product: putative aminopeptidase W07G4.4
Exons: 8
Coding region: 621-2219 (532 amino acids)
Biological process (GO): proteolysis
Cellular component (GO): cytoplasm
Molecular function (GO): metalloaminopeptidase activity; manganese ion binding
Source: RefSeq, a predicted model, not a curated record